AUGAACAAACCUUCUUCUCCUCCUAUUACCAUUUCUUCUUUAUCUACACAACAAAAUAAACGUAUUACAACAUUUGAAUCAAUACAUCAACCAGAACAAUUCCAAAGUGAUGCUAGUUCAUUGAGUUUUGUUGAUACAAUGGAUGAAAGUGAUGAAGAAACCCAAAUCUCACAUUCCUAUGAAAUAAAAAAUAAUAAUAAAAUUGAAGAAAUUAAACAAAGAAAAAUAUUGUCAGAAAAAAAGAAUAAUUUAGAUGAUUCAUUUCUUAUAAAUAAACUUAAAGAAGACCCAACAACAAUACGUAAAGAUGGACAAAUUUGUGCAGCAAAUGAAGAUGCAUUAUUAAAUGAAAUUUGUUCAGCUUCAACCGAGUUUAUGCAAACAUUUAUGUGGACUCAUACAAUGUUUAUGAGUUCAUCAGCAAUGAUUUUAGGAUUAGUUGAUAGGUUUGAAAUAAGUUGUGAAAGUGAUUCAAAAAAAGCACAAGAAGUUAGGGUUAGAAUAAUGAAUGGUCUUCGAUAUAUUUUAAUAGAAUGUUGGGGAGCAAUAUCAAAUAAAAUAGAAGUUCAACAAAUUUUUCAAUCAUUUUGUGAAAAACUUGAAGAAUAUGAAAUGUCUAAACAAGCAGAUUUACUUCGUUCAAUGUUAGAAAAACGUCUUGCAGGAACAGAAACAACAUAUGUUCAAACAAUUAGAGAUGCACCAUUACCUAUUCCAACAUUUAAUUGUUUAAUGCAUUUAGAAAAACCAUUAGAUAUAAUUGAUAUUCCAGCAAUAGAAUUUGCAAGACAAAUGACAUUAAUAAUUCAUACAGCAUUCUCAAAAAUUAAAUUAUAUGAAUUUUUUAAAUGGACAAAUGAUAAAAAUGCAUGUAAAUCAAUUCAAACACUUGUUAAAUAUUAUAAUGGAUUUCAAUGGUACUUUCAAAAAAGAAUAGUUCAUUGUAAAACACAAGAAGAAAGAUUAAUAAUUAUUAAAUUUUUAAUUGAUGUUGCAAAUCAUUGUAAAAUAUUAAAUAAUUUUGAUAGUUUAGUAUGUAUUAUGCAAAUAUUUUUAACAUCACCAAUUUAUAGAUUAAAAAAUACUAUUUCAAAAUUAGAUAAUGAAACUAAAUCAAAAUAUGAUAAUUUACUUUCUAUUGUAUCUCCUGAACAUAAUUGGAGUAUAUUACGUAAUUUAAUAAAUAAAAUUAUUCAAUCAUCACAAAUUCCUUGUGUUCCUUAUAUUGGAAUUUAUUUAAGUGAUAUGACUUUUAUUUCUGAUGGUAAUUUAUCUCGUUUUGAAAAUGGUUUAGUUAAUUUUGAUAAAUGUAAAAAGAUGUGUAGUGUUGUUCGUAAUUUUGAUAAAAUAAAUUCUAUUCAUUAUUCUAUUUCACAUUAUCCUAUUUUAAAACAUUUUAUUGAAAAUAUUCAUGGAGAAAAUCAAGAAAAUGAAAAUUAUGAAUAUUCUAAAUUAAUUGAACCACUUGAUCCUUUUACUAUUAAAAUUUCAGAAAAUGGUGAAAUUAUUGAAAAAGUUAUUCCUUCUGAAAAAACUAUUUUUGAAAUAUUCGGAAAUUCAAUUCCUGUUGCUAUGACUAAUGGAUUACUUGAAAAUAGAUUACUUAAUAUUAAUGAUCCUGUUAAAAAAUUACAAACUGUAUUUGGUGAUUCAUUUCUUGUUAAUUUUAAUUCUCCUAAAAAAAUUCCUUUUGUAUUUCAUUAUGAUACUCAAAAUGUACUUAUUUCUUUACCAAUUGAUAUAUCAUUACCUUUAUAUCAUUCUUUUCCUUUAAUUAAUUCUUAUAUGUCGGAACCUUUUCCUUUUAUUCCAUUAUUACUUGAUGAAAAUUAUAGAAUUUCUGGUAUUGUUAAUCAAAGAGAUAGAAUUGAUCAAAAUAUAAAUAAUUCUCUUGGUUAUUAUUUAUUACCUUUAAAUUACUUUUGUUCAAGACAUACUAAAUUAUCAGAUGAUUUAGAUAGAUUUCAACGUUCUUAUUUUUAUUAUAGAUUUGAUUUUAAACGUUGUUCUGAACCUUUGGUUAUUAUUUUGGUUGAUCAUUUUGUUUGUAUUUAUCAAUCUGGAACAUCAUUAAGAUGUUGUCCUGUUGAUUAUACUCAUUUUACUAUUGUUUCUUCAUCAAGAGCUUAUUAUUAUGAAAAAUUCCCUGGAAUGAAAAUGGAUACUCCUUUUAGUGAUAAUUCUCCUUUACCAAUAGAUGGUGAUAUUGAAAGUCUUGUUUCUUUAAUGCAACGAUUACAAAAACAAUCAAAAGUGUAUUCUACUUAUUUAAUUGGUAUUCAACCUAAUCAAACACAUUUAGUUAAUGGUGUUCCUCCUUUAGUUAUAUCUUUAAUGCAACAUAUUUAUACCCACGAUAAUUUCUUUGAAAAUAAUAUAUUUAAACAAAUUCCUCCAACUAAAUUAACAAUGAAUAUUGUUGACUCAUUUAAUAAUGGUAGUAUUAAAGGUAAUUUUAAUGAAAUGAUUGAAUUAUUAAAAUUGUAUAUAAAAACAAGUUGUAUGCCAUUUUUUAUUAUGGUAAAUCAACAUGACCUUAUUUCAUUCUCUCAACAAAAUGAUCAACAAAAAAUGAUUUUAAUUACUAAUUGGAUUAAAAAAAUUCAACCUUGUCUUACUGGUAUUUUUGUUGCUUUGAUGAGAAUGUUUGCAGCUUAUACUAUUAUUAAUUCUAAUGCUAAUUUUGAUGAAUGGGCUUUUUGUAUUUCAAGUACUUCAAAUGCAAAUAUUAUUUUACAAUAUAUUCUUGAUCAUAUUGAUCUUCUUAAUGACAUUAAAAUAUCUUCUCAAUAUUCAUUACCAAAUGUAUAUAAUGAUCAAAGAACUUGUUUCUUUACUAAUGAAGAUUAUUCAUUCUUUAAUGAUGAAGUUCAAUACGCUUUAAAUACCCCUUCUUCAAUUAUUAAUAUCUUUACUAAAAAAAAUUCUCAGUUAUCUUCUUUUCCUGGUCAAACUAUUCAAGUAACUUCUAGACUUGAUAAAAAAUUAUUUAUUGGAACAAAUCAUCAUUCUAAUAAGUCAAAUGAAGAACAUCCCUCUUCUCAACAUCCUCUCCAUCCUUUAUCACCUUCAAAAACAACCAACUAUUUAGUACCAAAUAAACCUAUUUCUUCUCCUCAACAAAAUAAACAAAUGCCUACUUUAUCUUCUACAUUAAAGACAACUCCUUUACCUCAUUUAAUUGUUUCAUCUCGUACUUCUGAUCCUCAAAAAAGUCAUAACAAAACACCACUAACUCUUGAUGAAAAAAUAACAGAAUUUCCUGUUACUGUGUCACCUCGAAAACGUGAACAACAACAAUUAAUUGGAAGAAAAGAGUCUUUGAAAGGAAUUAUUCCACAUAGAAUUGAUGAUAGUCAAAAUGAUUCUGUUCAUUCAAGCAAUGAACUUCAUAUUAAUUCAAAUUCUCAAAGUCCAAGAGAGGGAUAUAAAGAAAAUUCAUUACAUUCUUCAAAUAAAACAGAAGACUUAAAUGAUGAACCUUUAGAAAAGGUAAAAGAUAACAAUCAACUAGACGACUGUAAAAUAUCUGCUAAAGACUCACAACUAAUGAAAAAAAGAGAUCCUGAAAAAGAUAAAAAAAGAAGAGCUGGGUAUCGUGCUUUUUCAAUGGUAGAUAUACUUAACUCAGAACAACCUAAUUGA
Messenger RNA from Entamoeba histolytica HM-1:IMSS, 3645 nucleotides. RefSeq names its product Ras guanine nucleotide exchange factor, putative. Bases 1 to 3645 code for a protein of 1214 amino acids. Gene Ontology annotation, molecular function: guanyl-nucleotide exchange factor activity. Gene Ontology annotation, cellular component: plasma membrane. The transcript has a single exon. The record is from RefSeq and is a predicted model, not a curated record. Gene Ontology annotation, biological process: positive regulation of GTPase activity; Ras protein signal transduction. NCBI's taxonomy places the organism in Eukaryota, Evosea, Mastigamoebida, Endamoebidae.